AUGUCGGACCCCGCUCAAUCAGACAACACGGGCGCCAAUGAAGCAACCACAGCAAAUGCGCCUAAAAGCACUAACAAGAAGCAAAACGAGAAAGAAGCCCGAAAGGCAGCGCGCCUAGCUGAAGAAGCUGCUAAAGCGGCGGAGAAGGCAGCACUUCUGCUUAGGUUCGCUGACGUUUUUGGAGCCGCGCCGCUGGUGCAAUCCAAAACAUAUGGAUCAAGGAAAUUCACCGAUAUUGCCGUCUUGUCGAAGGAUGACGCCGACCGUGUGGUCACUAUUCGUGCCCGCGUUGACACAACACGGAAGAAGGGGAAGCUUGCAUUCACUGUGCUGCGCGAUGGAGUCCACUCCCUUCAGGCUAUGGCUGCCGUGUCGGAGGAGGUACCGAAGGAGAUGGUGGAUUUUAUCGGUCAACUGCCGUGCGAGUCUGUUGUUGAUGUAGAAGGAACCGUAUGUAUCGCAGCUCAACCUAUUACGUCCACCUCGCAACAGGACAUCGAAUUAAGGAUCAAUCGCAUUCAUGUAGUGAGUGAGGCGCUGCGCGUGCUUCCGUUUACACUCGCUGACGCUUCCCGCCGUGAGGAUGAGGAAGGCAUUAAGAUCAACUUCGAUACGCGCCUUGCGUGCCGCUGGUUGGACCUCCGUUCCCCCGCAUCCAAUGCCAUAUUCAGAAUCCAAUCUCGGGUGGGGCAGUACUUCCGUCAGUUUCUCAUUGAUAGCGAAUUUGUGGAGAUUCAUUCCCCAAAGAUCAUUGCGACAGCGAGCGAGGGUGGUGCCAACGUAUUCAAGCUGGGGUACUUCAACCGUGACGCAUAUUUGGCGCAGUCUCCGCAACUUUAUAAACAGAUUGCGCUCCAGGGUGACUUGAAGCGAGUUUUUGAGGUGGGGCCCGUGUUCCGUGCAGAGAACAGCAACACCCACCGCCACCUGACGGAGUUUGUGGGACUUGACGUGGAGAUGCGGAUCAAUGAGCACUAUUACGAAGUGCUUGACUUGGCUGAAGAGCUCUUCUGUCACAUGUUUGAGCGCCUAUCAGGACACAACGCGGAGUUGGAGGCCAUCAAGCGGCAGUACCCGUUCGAACCACUUGUGUGGCAGAUGUCAGCAGAACGCAUGAAAGAGUUAGGUGUCGGUGCCAUUGAAGAGGACACGGAGCCAACCGACACGUACAAGGCGCGUGUUCGCAAUAGCAACCUUCGCAUGCUUCGCAUUAAUUAUCCGGACUGUGUUGCGCUUCUAAAUACCGUACUGGAAACUAAGCUGGACCCAACUGAUGACAUAAACACCACCAACGAAAAACUCCUUGGCAAGUUGGUCAAGGAGCGCUACGGAGUGGACUUCUUCAUUUCGGACCGGUUUCCAUCGGCUGCGCGGCCCUUCUACACGAUGCCGUGCCCCAAUGAUGAGCGUUUCACCAACUCGUUUGACAUGUUUAUCCGAGGCGAGGAGAUAUCAAGUGGUGCACAGCGUAUUCACGAUGCCUCCUUGCUGCUCCAACGCGCCCAGUCGCUGCAAGUGGAUCUUGGACCUGUCAGCGACUACGUGGACUCCUUCAGACUUGGGGCAUGGCCGCAUGGUGGAUUUGGUGUUGGACUCGAGCGCGUGGUAAUGUUGUACCUUGGUUUACACAACGUACGUCUGACGUCGCUCUUCCCGCGCGACCCGCAGCGUGUGACACCGUAG
Messenger RNA from Trypanosoma brucei brucei TREU927, 1683 nucleotides. RefSeq names its product aspartyl-tRNA synthetase, putative. Gene Ontology annotation, biological process: aspartyl-tRNA aminoacylation. The record is from RefSeq and is a predicted model, not a curated record. Gene Ontology annotation, molecular function: RNA binding; aspartate-tRNA ligase activity; ATP binding. The transcript has a single exon. Lineage: Eukaryota; Euglenozoa; Kinetoplastea; Trypanosomatida; Trypanosomatidae. The coding region runs from base 1 to 1683 and encodes 560 amino acids. Gene Ontology annotation, cellular component: aminoacyl-tRNA synthetase multienzyme complex; cytosol; cytoplasm.